AUGACGCUUAGUUACCUGCUGUUGGGCAUUCUCUUCUUUAUUCAGACAGGAGUUGGGAUUCUUGGGAAUUUCUUCCUCCUGGGCCUAUACACCUUCACUUUACUCAAUGGCCACAAACUGAGGCCCAUAGAGUACAUUUUUGCCCACUUAGCCUCAGCCAACUCAAAAGUGCUGCUUUCCAAGGGAAUCCCUCAGAUGAUUGUCUGUUUGGGCUUCAAAAAUUUUUUGGAUCCCAUUGGGUGUAAAUUUAUUGUUUAUCUUUAUGCUGUGGCCCGGAGUGUUUCUCUCAGCAUGACCUGCCUCUUGAGUGGUUUUCAGGUCAUCACCAUCAGUCCCAGUAACUCCUGGUGGGCAGAACUUAAAAUCCAAGCCCCAAAGUGCAUUUUGCCCUCCUGUUUUCUCUGUUGGUGCUUCUAUCUGCUGAUAAAUUGCACUUUGCUUGGGACUAUGCAUAACUCAAGGUAUCGAACUAAUAAUACAAAGAUAUGGCAGCUGGGAUAUUGCUCAAUUUUAACUCCUGCCUCUUUUAAUGCUGCACUUUUUGCAAUCAUUUUUUCUAUGCCCGAUGUGUUGUGUAUGGGAUUCAUGAUCUGUUCCAGUGCCUACUUAGUGCUUCUCCUGCACAGACACCAUCAGCAAGUCCAACAUAUUCACAGCCCUCAUCUCUCUCCCAGAAUUUUUCCUGAGAAAAGAGCCACCCAGGCAAUCCUCCUACUAGUGAUCACCUAUGUCUCCUUUUAUUCCAUUAAUUCUAGCUUGUCAUUUUACCAAUUUAAAAUUAACAAACAUCCGCCUUGGUUCACACCCACCUUGGAUCUCCUAGCGGCAUAUUUCCCAGCCAUCAGCCCUUUUGUGCUGAUCUUCUCUGACUCCCAAGUCCUCAAAUAUUGGUAUGCUCUGUGGCAUAGGAGGCAUUGCUGUCUCCUAUGCCACACUGUCCACAACCAUACCCAUUUCCAGAAUUCUUCCCUAACACUGUAG
Messenger RNA from Phascolarctos cinereus (koala), 981 nucleotides. Its product is annotated as vomeronasal type-1 receptor 1-like. Gene Ontology annotation, cellular component: membrane. Gene Ontology annotation, biological process: G protein-coupled receptor signaling pathway. Gene Ontology annotation, molecular function: pheromone receptor activity. NCBI's taxonomy places the organism in Eukaryota, Metazoa, Chordata, Mammalia, Diprotodontia, Phascolarctidae. The record is from RefSeq and is a predicted model, not a curated record.